This is a messenger RNA of Musca domestica (house fly), 1340 nucleotides long. RefSeq names its product protein lev-9. The coding region runs from base 195 to 1109 and encodes 304 amino acids. The record is from RefSeq and is a predicted model, not a curated record. Lineage: Eukaryota; Metazoa; Arthropoda; Insecta; Diptera; Muscidae. Gene Ontology annotation, cellular component: extracellular region. Gene Ontology annotation, molecular function: peptidase inhibitor activity. The transcript is spliced from 6 exons.
CUACAUUUCUAAAAUAAAAUUUGAAGUGUACGGAACAAAGCUUUUUGGCGAAUAUUUAGAUUUGUCUAUAAAAUAAUUUUAAUAACCUCUUGUCCUAUGUACCAAUAAUUCGAUUAAAGACACAAGCAAUAAAUUCAGAAAAAAAAAAAAAAAAAUAUAUAUAUAGCGCAGUAAAUAAAUAAAUAUUAACUAUAAUGAAUCGCGUUUUGUUACACAUUCUUAUUUUUACGCUGUUCACCUAUAUCGUUCUCGCGGUUCCUCUCGCACAAACGGAAGUUCCCCAAGACGAUGAAGACGACGAUUGGGAUGAAGAUGAAUCGUCCGAAGCCGACGAUGAUGGAAGAAUAUAUAAAAAUCCACGAAAUUCUCCGUCAUCGGAAUGUCCGCGGGACGAAGAACAGGCCACUAUACUGGGACAAAAGUGUUUAAGAAAGUGUUCCUCAGAUGAAGAUUGUAAAAGUAAGAAAAAGAAGUGCUUAUGCGAUGGAGUUUGCGGAAUGUCCUGCAUAAAACCAGACCGCGAGUGUCCUGAACUUGCGCAGCCUUCAUUGGGCCAAGUCACAUUAACAGGAAGACAUUUUGGACAACGAGCUUCAUAUUCAUGUCCUCAUGGUUACCACGUUGUGGGACUACAAAGUCGUUUAUGUCAAGCCGAUGGAAAUUGGGCUGGAGCUGAACCUGCAUGCAAGCAAAACAUAUAUUGCCUCAAGCCGCCUAAAAUCGAACAUGCCCGUAACUCGGCUCUUCCAGAUCAAGAAACUUUCGAUCUAGACUCCACUGUACAGUAUCACUGCCACAAUGGAUAUGUCACUAAUGGAUUCCCCAGGGCCAAAUGCUUGGCCAUCGAUGGUCAGGCUAGCUGGUAUGGCCCAGACAUUCAGUGUGAACCUCGUUCAUGUGGCCAACCACCGGAUCCAGCAAAUGGAUGGCAUUCAGGAGAAUGUUAUACUUUCGGCUGCAAAAUAACAUACAAUUGCGGCACUGGAUAUGAAUUAGUUGGAAAACAUGAGCGCACUUGUCAAUCAGAUGGCUCAUGGACCCCAAAGGAACUACCAACAUGUGUCUCAAAUAACGAUACAAAUUCUACCGACACAAAACUAUCCUUAUAAAUGAAUCCCACGCUUAGUGGCGAAUGCUUCGAAAGGCGAUCUUCAUUGUGUGUCACUGUUCCUUUCUCUCCUUAAGUUGUUGUAGUUGAAUCAGUUCGUUAAAUUGUUUGGCGAUACUAUAAGGCGAUAUAUAUAAUAUGCAUACCAAAUAUCCGCCGUUAUUAAGAUUUACUGUUAAUAGUUGUUGUUAAACCUGUUGUGUAUAUCAAUAAAUAAAGUUACCGCAAAUUA